Molecule: messenger RNA, 2690 nt
Organism: Galeopterus variegatus (Sunda flying lemur)
Lineage: Eukaryota; Metazoa; Chordata; Mammalia; Dermoptera; Cynocephalidae
Product: zinc finger protein 347-like
Exons: 2
Coding region: 41-1771 (576 amino acids)
Biological process (GO): regulation of transcription by RNA polymerase II
Cellular component (GO): nucleus
Molecular function (GO): DNA-binding transcription activator activity, RNA polymerase II-specific; RNA polymerase II cis-regulatory region sequence-specific DNA binding
Source: RefSeq, a predicted model, not a curated record
UCAGUGGAGAGAUUAUGAAGGAAAUUACAAAGGAGUGCCUAUGACCCUAAAAGAAAGUCUCACUGGUAGAAGAGAUCAACAUGUUAGAAGGCAUGCAGGAAAAAUGCCUGAUAAGACUCAUUGUGGGUUUAUCUUUCCGUUACAACUGCCUGAACUGCAGCUGUCUCAGUCUGAAUGGAAAGUUUAUGAAUGUAAUCAAAUUGAGAAGUCUAUGAAAAAGGGAUUUUCAGUUUCACCAGUUCAAGGAAUUUGUUCCAGUGUCAAAACUCUCAUUUUUAAAAAGGAUGGGAAUGACUUUAUCUAUCCUUCAUUACUCUCACAAGGACAGAGAGCCAACACUUGGGAAAAACCUUACAAAUGUAAUGAAUGUGGCAAGGUUUUCAGUUGUCUUUCACACCUUGUAAGUCAUCAGGUAAUCCAUACUGGAGAAAAACGUUAUAAAUGUCAUGAAUGUGGCAAGGUCUUCAGUUAUCCUUCAAGUCUUAUAAAUCAUCAGAGAGUUCAUACUGGAGAGAAACCUUACAAGUGUAAUGAAUGUGGCAAAGUCUUCACUCAAAAUUCAAAUCUUACCACACAUCAGAGAAUUCAUACUGGAGAGAAACCUUACAAGUGUAAUGAGUGUGGCAAAGCAUUUCGUACAAAUUCAAAACUAACAACCCAUUACAUAAUCCAUACUGGAGAAAAACCUUUCAAAUGUGAUGAAUGUGGCAAGGUCCUCAGUAAUUCUUCAAGCCUUGCAUAUCAUCGGAGAGUUCAUACUGGAGAGAAACCUUAUAAGUGUAAUGAGUGUGGCAAAGUGUUUAGUAUUAGUUCAAAUCUAACUACUCAUCAGGUAGUUCAUACUGGAGAGAAACCUUACAAGUGUAAUGAAUGUGGCAAAGUCUUCACUCAAAAUUCAAAUCUUGCAACGCAUCAGAGAAUUCAUACUGGAGAGAAACCUUACAAGUGUAAUGAGUGUGACAAAGCCUUUCGUACACAUUCAAAGCUAACUACCCAUUGUGUUAUCCAUACUGGAGAAAAACCUUUCAAAUGUGAUGAAUGUGGCAAGGUCCUCAGUAAUUCUUCAAGCCUUGCAAAUCAUCGAAGAGUUCAUACUGGAGAGAAACCUUAUAAGUGUAAUGAGUGUGGUAAAGCCUUUAGUAUUAGUUCAAAUCUAACUACUCAUCAGGCAAUUCAUACUGGAGAGAAACCUUACAAGUGUAAUGAAUGUGGCAAAGUCUUCACUCGAAAUUCACAUCUUGCAAAACAUUGGAGAAUUCAUACUGGAGAGAAACCUUACAAGUGUAAUGAGUGUGGCAAGGCCUUUCCUCAAAAUUCAAAUCUUACCACACAUCAGAGAAUUCAUACUGGAGAGAAACCUUACAAGUGUAAUGAAUGUGGCAAGGCCUUUCGUACAGAUUCAAAGCUAACUAUCCAUCGGGUAAUCCAUACUGGAGAAAAACCUUACAAAUGUGAUGAAUGUGGCAAGGUCUUUACUCAAAGUGCCAACCUUGCAAUUCACCGUAGAAUUCAUACUGGAGAAAAACCUUACAAGUGUAGUGAGUGUGGCAAAGCUUUUGGUGUGCGUUCAAGCCUAACUGCCCAUCAGGCAACCCAUACUGGAGUGAAACCAUAUACAUGUCACGAGUGUGGCAAAUCCUUUCUUCAGCGUUCAAGCCUUGCUACCCAUCAAGUAAUCCAUACUGAACAGAAGCCUUACAAAUGUCAAGAAUGUGGCAAGGUCUUUAGUUGCAAUUCACACUUGAGGCAACAUCGGAAAAUUCAUGCUUGAGAGAAAUCUGACAAGUGGAAUGACUGUGACAAACUCCUCAUCAUGGGGUCAAGCAUUAAUCUGCAUCAGAGUGUCCAUAGUAAGGAGAAAUAUAACUGUAGUGUAUGUGGCAGAGGUUUUUUUCAGGACUCCAUACUCACUAGCAUCAAAAUAUACAUCUUUGAUUUAACCACACAAACAUUAUUUGCAUGCUAUGACUUUUGUACAAAGAUCAAAACUUGAAUACCAGAAAAUUUUUACUGGACAAGAACCUCACAAAUGGAAUGAAUGCAGUAAGGCUUUUAUCAAACACACCAGUUUCUGGAGUCAUGAGAGGAUUUAUAUUGCAGCGAAUCCAGACAAAUGUAGUGAAUGUGGAAAGACCUUUAAUCAAAUGUAUGUCAUCAGGAUUCCCCCCAAAAUUUGUUCUUGAAAGAACCCUUAUAAGUGGAAUGAUAUCAGUUCUAUAAACCAAUUCUCACAACAUAUUCCAUAUCAGAGAUUUCAUACAAGGAAUAAUUGAGUUAGAGUUACAUGCUGGAGAAUAAUUACAUGGCAAAUAAUGUUUAAGCUCAUGAUAUAGCAGAUUGCAAGGACGUUUGGAAAUGGCCAAUUAUCUUCAGGUUAUAAAAUGUUUUCAACUGUAUGGAGUUUCUUCAGAAGGCUAUUUUACCAUUUACUCGUAUGUCUUUUACUGUGAACUUUGAAAUCUAUUGUUAUUAUGCAUCUUUAUUGUGCAUCUUUUUAUGGUGGAGUCCAGGUAAGAAUCAAUAGGAGUAAAGGGACUUCUUCAUUAGAUGAGGAUCAUUUGUAUUCAUAUUCCUGGUAUAAUAAGGACACUGCCUUAUAAAAUUAAAUAUUGUCUGAAUUAGCAUUUGUGAAAGGCUGAGAGUAAUGUAAAGUCAUGCUUAUUGCAUUUAGGGCACUUUUGACAUGGAAG